AUAAGUGUGGGUAUGAUUUCGAUCUCUUAAAGACUUUCAUUCAUUGCUGAGGCAGUAUUUAAGAAAAGCAGCAGUAGCUGUUUCUACUCUGUGUUAAAUGAGAAGGAGUUGUAGAGAGCAAAAUAACCAAUCAGAAGAUUGAGUGUUACAAACCUACCAGAUAAAAUAUACAGUUUAAAUAUCAAUAUAAGAAAUAGGAGACAGGAGGAACGAGUGUUAAGUUUUUCUGUACAAUAUUUUUUUCUUAAAUAUAAAUUGAUUAGAAGACUUUUGGAUUACUAAGAGCUAAUAAUAUUUGGACCAAUAUAUAUAUAUAUAUAUGUAUAUAUAUAUUGUAUGGAUAAAAUAUUGCCACAUUAUUUGAAAACUACAACUGAGGUAGAAUACACAGUACUGAUUGCUGAUAUUGAGUGAUGCCACCCACGGCAGAUAAUGCGAUAAUCGGCUUUCGUACCUCAGUAUCUCUAUUGUCGUCGGAUCAGGUUAACAAACAGCACAGGCAGGACAGUAUGCGGGAUAUCGGAAUGAUGUCUGGUGAUAACCCACAACAUGAUCACAGCUUCUCCUCCCAGGAAAAUAUACCACAGCAGCAGAAAAACUCCAAAUAUGACUUCUUUUACAAGGAAACUUGUCUGUACUCUCAUAAAGUUUAUUUGAACGCCGCAAAAGUGUUCUGUUCAUUAAAACAUGAAACGAAAGAGGAACAAGAAAACCCAUACUACCAGCGGCAAAGGGUCAGUAUGGCCAACAUGAAUGGACAUUCUUCUUCAACAAAAGUGGCAAUACAGGACUUGAACUUCGAAGAUGAUAAUGAAAAACGACUCACAUUUCAACUGGCAUAUGAAACUUUGAAGUAUCAAAGAGUGUUUGAAGAUUUACUACAAGAGUGUUCAUUUUUCGUACAUUUUCCUGAGUGCAAAGAAGAUGAAUCGCUGGUGUAUGUGGUGCUAUGGGAUUACCAGAAUCGCAAAUUUCAAGCCCGGACUCCCUUUAAUGGUGAGGUGCUUGACUCUAGUGUGCAGGCAGUGGAAUCAGCAAUACUUGAAUACAAGACAAAACUCAAUGCUUCUCUGGCACGCCACCGGAUCAAGGCAGCCGCUCCUUCCAUCGAAUUCCUGUUACCGGAUAAAGUUCGAAGCAAGGACCACGUGCAGUGUAAGAUGCCAGUAUACGUUUGGGUUAACCAGCUUAAAACAACAGUCAAUGAAGUGAUAGAAGAAUUGAAAGACUCUCACUACUCACUUAUCUCCCCUGAUGAAAUGCUAGAGGGUCGCGUUGUUUACGUGGACAGCCACUGCUCUGACAUGCUUGUUCUGCCAUCCGAAAGUAGAGAGUUUAUACAAGAACAUCAAUUACUCUCCUCGGGACACAUUGUCAUGCAGGACAAGUCCAGCUGUAUAGCCCCACAGUCCAUCAAGUACCUGAUAGGGGAUGAUGAUGAUGUCAUCCAUAUUAAUGCAGGGUCUGGUGUAAUCACUGCGCACCUUGCAAGCAUAAUGCACAAGUCCUCAGGCCACAUACAUGCAUUUGGGGCCAACCCAACCUUGCUGCAAGCCAAUUUGGAAAAGCUUGGUGCAAGACACAUAAAAGUACAGCAAGAGCCAUUUCUAGAUGUUGAAACCGAUGACAACAAGUUCAAAAAUGUCAAGGUUGUCUUGGUGACUGCUGACUGCAGCAAAUCAGGAAUCACCAACCCUAUAGACUUUGUGGUCAAUGAGGGAGAAGAUAUGAAAAUUCUGAAGUACCUGUCAGUGGGUGAAACUGAUGAUAGCAAGCUGGGUGAAAUGAUAGCCAGCCAUGGUGCUCUCCUGAAACAUGCCAUGAAAUUAAGUAAAGUUCAAGCCAUUGUGUAUAUGACACGGUCAGUGAAUGAAUCAGAGAAUGAAAAUGUCGUGUCUAAGUCCACAGAGCAGGUAAAUCUAAUGCAGCAGCGCAAGUUUCCUUGGAGAGUUGUUCCCCCUGUCCUGCCUUUCAGCGGGAAUGAUAUAGAGAGAAGUAUUGGGAUAACUGGCAAGUUUAUCAAGUUUUCCCCUUCUGAAAGGAACUGUGGAUGCUUUGUGGCUGUCAUUACCAGAGAGCCUGAAGACAUAAAAGAGGCUCACAAAGAUGUUUUAGAGAGGGCAAGAGCUCGUGGGCUCCUUGGUGGCAAAAAGAAGUCUAAAAAGCCUAGUGAGGAGGAGGUAGAGGAGGCAGAGGACAGCCCAGGGGAGGAUGACAAGCUGUUGGAACGACGGGUGAAACGGGCUCCCCGAAAAUUGCGCCAAGCUAAUUCAUUUCCGCUUAAUUUGCCCCACUAUAACAAGCCGUCUGCUUCAAGUAUUGUCAGAUCUCAGAUUUAUGCAAAGCCAAAAGGAGUCCAACGUGCGACGAGGUCGACUCCUGCUAUAAACCACAAAGGUCACAUUCAGAGAGUCAAAGAGCUUGCAAACCCUCACGAAAAGAAGGAAAAGAAUCCUGUUGUUGCGGAGCAUGUGAAGGUCGUAAAACACCCAGCUCCGUUCAGUUUUGCUGUAUGACAUGAUUUUAAUCAGAGCUUUAAAGAACAUAGGACGAGGCGCCAAUGAGUCAAUGAAGAAGUCCUCCGUCUCUCUUCCUGCCAUGCAUUUACUGUGAUACACAUUUCUGUCUCAUACGUACUUGUUUGUUUAAACCCUUUGUGAUUAAUAAACUGUAAAACUUAACUGCUGAAAUAAUAUAAUUUAACUGCUGAAAUAAUUCUGUGCAUUUAUAGGAAACGGAGGCGUGUUAUUAAAAGCGAAACUGUAAGUUCCAAAAACAUGUUGUAGUUGUAUGGAAUGAGAACUGUUCGCUCACAAUGUGUCUUAUAUCGUGUGCAAUUUGUCUUUAAUAUUUUGUUCGUACAUGUAUUGUGAUCAGUCAAACAACCUAUUCACCACAAGCUUUGAAAAACAUUGCGUUCACAUUUAAAUGAUGACAUCAUGACAUUGUUUAGCAGAUUUUGUUUAUAAAUAUGUUUUUAAAAUGCCUUUGCUCUCUUUACAAUUUUUCAUGACCAGUAUCACAAGAGGUCAUCAAUCUGUCUGUCAAAUGAGGUCAAAGGUAUCUCAUGUUAUUCAGUGGUCAUGUUAUUUCAUAUCAGAGUACUUCUCAAAACAUUUUUCACAUAUUUAUAUAUAUUUAUUUUCACUAUUUUAGUUGAUCAAAAUAUAUAUACAGUCAAACCCCGCUGGCUCGGCCCAGGGACCGGCGAAAAUACAACGCGCCUCGGAAAAUUCGAGCCAAACGGGAAUGCUUACCUUUAGUAUUCAGAAAUCGGUCCUUUAUAUCCAGUUCGAGCCCAAAGAGGAAUUCGAACCAAGCGAGUUCGAGCCAUCGGUGUUCGACUGUAUAUUAAUUACAUUGUUGUUGCAAACUAUUGAAGUGAAUGACAUUGAUUUUGGUCAAUAAAUGUCGAUUAACGGGAUUUAAACUCAUUUGAGUUGGGAAAGUAUAAUAAAUUGCCUGUCAGAUUUCAACAUAGUGCACUACAUAUCAUAUAAUAACUGUCGGCUUGGUAUGAGACCUAACACGGCAGAAGUGGCCGUAUAGUAAACUAUAUAAUAAAUAUAUUGCUGGAAAUGUUAGCUUUAUUUGCCCUGAUCACUUAGUGUUAUCUCAUGCAUUGUCAGCGUUCACUCGUUAUUCAGGACUAUUAUGGGUAUGCUAUUGCAUUUUAUACAACAUGCUGAUGCAUUUAUCUUAAUUUAAUUUUUUAAAGAAAAGACAAGCAUAGGACUACAUGCACUUAAACUGCCUGCAUUUCAUUUUAGUAUAUAAAGAAAAGUAUAAGUGUUGUCAUAGCCUUGGUGUCAUCGAUGGCUGCGUAGUCUGUGUCCUCAUUACCAUGCAACGAUGUAAAAGGUUGGCCAACUCAUUGACUGUUCAAGAUAUAUGAUGUGAGAUGAAACCAGUGGUACACAUGUUUCCCUACGACAGUUCACUCAUGCGGAGGAAGUUGGGCUAAACUAUAGUUGUUCCCCAAGGCUCCUUGAUUGACAGAAGAAGGGACUAGCGUUGGCUUCCCCUUGCAAUGCUUCAGUCCAUCACAAUGUUUUGUUCAUGUCAUGCAUAUGCACGUGCUUUUGUAUUCCGUUCUCUUUUAAAUAAAACCCAGUUACAUUACAGAGCAUGUCCAUGCUUUAACAGAACUAAUACAAUAAAGGGUUCAAUUGUUAUGAAAAUAUAUAAACUUGUAUACAAAUUCAAACAAACACUUAUUGCGUGUGAUAUAUUUUUUAGGUUAAAUGUAUAUUUGUUACUUGUUAAAUUUGUUGUAUGAGUAAAUGGAUUUGUUGUGUUAGAUAAAGUUAAUGAAAUAAUCAGUUA
Molecule: messenger RNA, 4326 nt
Organism: Mya arenaria
Lineage: Eukaryota; Metazoa; Mollusca; Bivalvia; Myida; Myidae
Product: putative methyltransferase NSUN7
Exons: 12
Coding region: 414-2516 (700 amino acids)
Molecular function (GO): methyltransferase activity
Source: RefSeq, a predicted model, not a curated record